Messenger RNA from Cladocopium goreaui, 5802 nucleotides. Lineage: Eukaryota; Dinophyceae; Suessiales; Symbiodiniaceae. The record is from the annotation of a GenBank genome assembly.
AUGGCUGAUUUUGCGGCAACGUCGCUGGGGCCACCGGGGCGCUUUCAGCAACUGAUCGAAGAGCUGGUGGCACAGCAUGACCGGGAAGUACAGCUCUUGAAGUCCGAGAACGAACAACUGCAAGAGCAAAUAAUUUCGGUAGGUAUCGAUUACGCGCACGAGGAAACACACGGCUUAAAACUUGAAAUUGAGCAGCUCAAUGAAGAGAUCAGACGUUUGCAGCGUGGAGGGGAUCCGGAGGAGCGUUGUAUGGAGCAUCCUCUGCGGGAGGAAGCUGCAGAGAUGUUGUCUGGACCCCCCACCAUCACCGUAGAUUGCCUGGAAGAACUGCCGGAAGUGCGCCAGGGAGAAGUGGAACCAGAAAGUGGCCGGGGUGCAAGUAGAACUCGAGUUGCGCCAGAACCUUUGGAAUUAGACGAAAAUUCAAAACCAAGAUUGAGCUUUCUGAAUCAGGGAGAAAGUCCUCGGGAAAGUCCUGAACGAGAAUCCAUUAGAGAAUCGGUUGAGUUGAACCGAUCAGUGUCGCUGAGCCGAGCAGUCUCGCACGAGGACCAGUUGGUGGUUGUCAGGGCCAUAGCCUAUGCAGUUCAGCUGCCUGGUUCAACCUUGCCAGGUGACUGGGACCCUGCGGAGGGUAAACUGGUUGUAACGGUGAACUGUGGUGAAAUGAGCGGAGACAUUCCUAUGAAAGCAGCCCUUCAGCAGGAAGUACCAGCAGAAACUGCAUUGCCUCAUCAAAUCAGCAAUGAUGUGACUUGGGUUGCGGCAUGGGGAGAAGAAGGUGGUGAGGUGCUCCUGCACGUGCCGCGGUCCAUGCUUGACAAGAGCAUCCCUUUCGAUGUCCAAAGCGUUGGUUCAGCCAUUCGCAUUGGCAGCGGAAGGAUGCAGCUAAAUUGCACGCGCCAGCAAUGGAUACUUGACUGCGGUGGUUUUCUCGAAAGCGAAAUUCACAUCGAGAAGGCAACUACGCCUGCUGGGAUGCGCCGCACUAGCAUCACCACGCGGGCCAGAAUCAUUGAGAGGUUGGAGAAACUCUUUGAUGUCAAAGAUGGGGCAGCCAAAGUUGUAAUGCCAGCAGACUUGGGCUUGGCAAUGCACAAUGCCACCCUUCUGAACACAAGGUCCGCAAAGAGACAAUCCGCAAAAUUUGAGUCGCGACUGGCACCAGAAGAUCUAGAUGAGGUCAUGAUUGAGCUGAAGAGGAUCCACCAGAAAGCUAUAGAGAAGAUACGUAAAGCAGUUCAUUCGCAGCCUGUCCUUUCCUGGAGUUCCUUUGUAGACACCAGUCUGCAAGGAAUGCAUGCUGCUGCAAGACUUGCCAAAGUUCUCAUCGGGGCAUGCCGUGAUGGCCUCAGCCCCGCCAUAGCCCUGUCCUUGCCUUGGCACGCAGCCAUGUUAGCCGAAGGAGCUUUGCACCUUUUCAUAGUUCAGCGAGAACUCUUGGGAGAUGAGAUGCCGGCCACAGGCACUUCACAGGCGCUACUCAUGGCCUAUGAAAAAGCCAAGAAACCUGUUUCGACCUCCCAGCGGUGGGUCAGCAUUGUUACGGCGCUGUCUACAGCAGCCAUCAUUGUCAGUUUCGCUUUCAUGGGCAUCUCCCUGGACACUGAUCCAGAUUGGCCAGGGUGGAUCAUUCUGGAUGGCAUUUGUGCGAUUAUUUUUGUUGCGGAGGUGGUUGUGAAAUCUUUUGUGGCGGUGACUGAAAUCAUCCUAAGCGUCUUGUUUGUCAGUGCUGGUGCCCAAACGCGGGCGGCCCUGGCGCUUCGUGGGCUCCGGCUCGCCCGAAUGGCUCGCCUGGCGAAACUGAUGCGAAUGCCGUUGCUCGAGGAGUUAGCAAAUCUCAUCUCGGGUUCGAUCACUUUCUGGGUGAUGAUCUUUUUGUGGCUCAUUGUUUAUGUUAUUGCUCUUGGUUUCCGGGCUGGUGUCCAAACAGUCUCGCAAUCAACUACGGACAGAUGUGGCUAUGGAGACUAUUAUGAGUUCAAGCUCCCGGACUUGGACGGCGACGAUGAUGGCAUGACGGGCAUGACGGGCAUGACGGACCCGCCUCUCCCACCCGGUUGCAAACUGCACUACAUGUAUGGCGUGGAGUUUUGCGGCUCCGUCUUUGGUUGCAUGUUCUCUAUCUUCCGAUGCAUGAUCAGCGAGUGCACGUCCAAAGGCAAUGGGCCGGGGGUUUCGAGUUGCGUCGUGCCGAAGCGAAUGCUGAUCAUGUCUCUUCAUCUGCUCCUUUUGGCGAUGCUACCGCCGCGGCGGUGUGUUCAAGCGGCGGCUGAGUGCGAGUGGUCAGUGCCUGUGGUCAAGCGUGGCAGGUCGCUGACCAUGAUCUUUAGCGAUGGAUUUGGUAUCCAGUUCGACGUGUUCUAUGCAGUACUUUUUGGUCUCUUCAAUAUCAUAACUGCAAUUUUUGUCGAGGCCACUCUGAACGGUUUGAAGGAAAAUGAGGUUCAAAGGAGAUAUGCCAAAGCAUAUGAAUCCAACUACAUGACAGAACAGCUUGCCAAGCUCGUCAUGACGGUAUCCACCCAAGUGCAAAAACUCAGAAGCAGGACUGCUUUGCCAGCGAUUUUGGGGUUGAGGCACUGCAUUGCAGGUGCAAAACCAGUUUUCUAUGCAAACUGUGCAGGGGAGAAACAAGCACUCAUUGAAGGCAAGGGGCUGACGAUUAGUGCGGCCUUCACCUGCUAUGAGAGCCCGAAUCUCUUUGAAUCUGCCUUGAAAAUGCUCAUGCAUGAGAAUGAGGAGUUCCAGUGUGGAAAUGACAAACGGUGCCCAAGGAGUGUGGAGCCACGACCAGGGAUCUUCGAAGCUUUCAGCACAGAGCAAGAUGGAACCGUAUCUUUGUCAGAGCUGGUGCCAGGGCCUCAGUCCUCACCUGUGACAGAUCACUGGUGCUUGUGUCAUUGGCGGCUGUGGGAAACAGAUUGGAGACGCUUUGCUGCAUUUAGCUAUGUCGAUUUGCAUUGUCAAAGUCGUGGCCACCCGAGCAGCAUCCAAGAUAGCGAUGCCGAAGGCAAUCGCAGCUUCGGAGAAUGCCGUUUCACCUGGCAGAUUUUUAUAGCGAAGGAUCGGGAAGUGCAACUCCUGAAGCAGCAGAAGAUAGAAUUGCAAGAGCAAAUCAUCUCCUUGGACAUGGCUGGACAUGAGCGGGAGGAACGCGAGCUUCCUGAGCUUGAGACCAGCGAUGAGGCCGCACCAUUCCUAGAGGAGCCUUCCACCGAGCAUCCCCUGCGACAGGAAGCUAAUCUGGAAAUGUUGCCUGGGCCCCCGACUGUCACUAUAGAGUGCUUGCCAGAAGGGCAUCAUGCCAAGGCCGAGGCAGAGGUGGAACCAGCGAGUGCUUCCAGACCAAGCUCUCCCGCAAGAGCUCGACCAAGAGCUCGACUUGCACCAGAACCACUGGAACCGCUGGAGACUUUCAAGCCCUCGAAUCCGGAAGGUGAACCUGUUCGGCUGAGUCAAACAUCGGACCAGGUGGAAGUAGUCAGGGCCAUUGCCUACACUCUUCAGUUACCUGGUUCAGCCUUACCAGGCGAAGUGGACACCGCCAAGGGGCAAAUGGUGGUCACGGUGAAGUGCGGUGAGAUGACUGGAGAUAUUCCGACCGCGGCUGCGCUUCGGCAGGACGGACCCCAGGAGGCUGAAUUACCUAAUCAGAUCAGCAGCGACGAAACUUGGGCCACGGCAUGGGAUAACACAGGCGGUGAAGUGCUCCUGCACGUGCCGCGGUCCAUGCUUGACAAGAGCAUCCCAUUCGAUGUCCAAACCGCUGGUUCAGCAAUUCACAUUGCUAGCGGAAUGAUGCAGCUCAAUUCCGAGCGACAGCAGUGGACGCUUGACUGCGGUGGUUUUCUCGAGAGCGAAAUUCACGUUGAGAAGGCGAAGACCCCGCCUGGGACCAUGCGCCGUGCCAGCACAACCACACGGGCCAGAAUCGUUGAGAGGUUGGAAAGACUAUUUGAUGUGAAAGAUGGGGCUGCCAAAGUUGUAAUGCCAGCAGAUUUGGGUCUUGCUAUGCGCAAUGCUGGGGUUUUGAAUGCAAAGUCUUCGAAAAGACAAUCCACUAAAUUUGAGUCGCGGCUAGCGCCUGAAGACCUGGAUGAGGUCGUGAUUGAGUUGAAGAGGAUCUCGCAGAAGACCAUGGCCAAAGGGAAACCUUGCAAAUCAGUUUCAUUACAGCCUGUUAUUUCGUGGUCUUCCUUCGUGGAGUGUAUGCAGAUGGAAAAUUUACCCACAUUCACAUCAGGGCAUGCCGCUUUGCACCUUUUCAUUGUUCAGCAAGAACUCCUUGGAGAUGAGAUGAAAGCAACAGGCACUUCCCAGGCACUUCUCAUGGCUUAUGAAAAGGCCAAGAAACCAAUUUCAACCUCCCAGCGAUGGGUGCGAGUUGUUACCGCGCUGUCCACGGCGGCUAUCAUUGUCAGCUUUGCUUUCAUGGGCAUCUCCCUGGACACUGAUCCAGACUGGCCAGGGUGGAUCAUUCUGGACAGCGUUUGUGCAGUGAUCUUCGUCGCCGAGGUGGUCGUGAAAUCCUAUGUGAUCACCCCUUCAGUGUACUUUUGUGGGCGUGACUACGUUUGGAAUUUGUUCGAUGUGGGCCUUUCUCUCGUAGCGGUGACUGAAAUCAUUCUGAGCGUCUUGUUCGCCAGCGAGGGUGCCCAGACGCGGGCGGCCCUGGCGCUUCGUGGGCUCCGGCUCGCCCGAAUGGCUCGCCUGGCGAAACUGAUGCGAAUGCCGUUGCUCGAGGAGUUAGCAAAUCUCAUCUCGGGCUUUGUCAUCAGUGUUCGAUCGCUUUUCUGGGUGAUGAUCUUUUUGUGGCUCAUUGUUUAUGUCAUCGCUCUUGGUUUCCGGGCUGGUGUCCAAACAGUCUCCGAGUCCACUCCAGAGAGAUGUGGCUACGGAGACUUUUACAACUGGAAGUACAGGGACAUCAAUAACCUCGCUGAUGAUGAAGAGACGGAGCCGCCCCUUCCGCCGGGCUGCAAGCUGCACUAUAUGUACGGCGUUGAGUUUUGUGGAACGGUCUUUGGCUGCAUGUUCUCCAUCUUCCGGUGCAUGAUCAGCGAGUGCACGUCCAAAGGUGGCAGGUCGCUGACCAUGAUCUUUAGCGAUGGAUUUGGUAUCCAGUUCGACGUGUUCUAUGCAGCAGCUAUGGUAGUAGUACUUUUUGGUCUCUUCAACAUCAUAACUGCAAUUUUUGUCGAAGCCACUCUGAACGGUUUGAAGGAAAAUGAGGUUCAACGGAGAUACGCCAAAGCCUACGAAACCAACUACAUGACGGAACAGCUUGCCAAACUCGUCAUGACGGUAUCCACACAAGUGCAAAAACUCAGAAGCAGGACGGCUUUGCCAGCAAUUUUGGGGCUGAGGGAAACUACGACCAAUGCCUUCGAAACCCUUGGGCGUGGCGAGACCUAUUUGAGCGAGGAGGAGUUCAAUCAACUGGUUAGACAGCCGGAUGUCAGACUAAUCCUGAACGACCUGGACGUGAGUGUGGAGCCACGACCAGGAAUCUUUGACGCUUUCAACACAGAACCUGAUGGAACCGUAUCUUUGUCAGAGCUGGUGUCUGGUCUGAUGAGACUGCGAGGAGACCUUCACAAAGUUGAUAUGGUCAUCGCGCAAAUGAGUCUGGAUCACAUGCAGAAGCAAAUCGCGGAUAUCAGAAAGGCCGCAGUCGAGAGCAAGCUUCGCAAAACUCGUUCUCAAAAGAAAGGCCCUGUCCAAGUCAGAGUUUUGGCCACCCGCUCAGCGAUGCCAAAGGCAGUCGCUGCGCCGCAGAAUGCUGUAUCACAGCCUUAA